AUGAAUGGGGCUCCAGGAGAUUUCCAAAAGUAUGCAAGAGCAUUUCAACAACAAUUAGCUAAAAGAGGAGGUCGUAACACCGGAAGAGGUGGUGUCGGUGGCGGACCCAAAGGUGCACUUGCCGGACUGGGUGGGUUAAUCCUACUAGGUGGUGGUGCGUUGUUUCUAAACUCGUCACUAUUCAAUGUGGAUGGUGGUCACCGUGCGAUCGUAUAUUCACGUAUUAGUGGUGUUUCUCCCAAGAUUUAUCCUGAAGGUACACAUUUCAUUAUCCCUUGGAUUGAAACGCCUAUUAUCUAUGAUGUGAGAGCUAAACCUCGUAAUGUGGCAUCAUUGACAGGGACCAAAGAUCUUCAAAUGGUUAAUAUUACAUGUAGAGUGCUUUCUAGACCAAAUGUGGAGAAUUUGCCCAAUAUCUACAGAACUCUAGGUCAGGAUUAUGAUGAAAGAGUGUUGCCCUCCAUUGUUAAUGAAGUGUUGAAAUCAGUAGUAGCACAAUUCAAUGCAUCUCAACUGAUUACUCAAAGAGAAAAAGUUUCUAAAUUGAUUAGAGAAAAUUUAAUGGGUCGUUCCAGUAGAUUUAAUAUAUUAUUAGAUGAUGUUUCCAUUACGUUUAUGACAUUUUCACCUGAGUUCACUAAUGCGGUAGAGGCUAAACAAAUUGCUCAGCAAGAUGCACAAAGAGCAGCAUUUGUGGUUGAUAAGGCAAGACAAGAAAAGCAAGGAAUGGUUGUUAGAGCUCAAGGUGAAGCCAAAUCUGCAGAAUUGAUUGGUGAGGCCAUUAAGAAAUCGAAGGAUUAUGUGGAAUUGAAAAGGUUGGAUACUGCUAGAGAGAUUGCCACGAUCUUAGCCAAAUCUCCAAAUAGAGUUGUCUUGGAUAACGAAUCUUUAUUGUUGAACACUUUAAUUGAUGCUAGACUAAAUUCAAAGAGAGACAAAUAA
Messenger RNA from Naumovozyma castellii, 942 nucleotides. It is a transcript of the gene PHB2, whose product is annotated as prohibitin subunit PHB2. Lineage: Eukaryota; Fungi; Ascomycota; Saccharomycetes; Saccharomycetales; Saccharomycetaceae. The record is from RefSeq and is a predicted model, not a curated record. The coding region runs from base 1 to 942 and encodes 313 amino acids. The transcript has a single exon.